ACAGAAUGUUGGCUUUUUUUUGGGUAUGCAUGCUCUCUUUUGAGAGAAGGUAAGCCGAAUGAAAUGUUAAGGUUUUUCUUCAACUGGGAUUUGUUGCUGCGUUGUGCUCUCUUUUCUGAUUCAGGAUAUCUGCCCUGUAUUACCUGGAUUGGUGUGAUGAGAUCUUGAUUUGUAGUUGUGUUUGAAUUUUUAGGGCAGAUCUUAGCAAAAGGCAGUAGUUUUUAGAGUAGAUCUUGAUGCCGUGUCAUGUGUGUUUCAAAUUACUGAUGCAUAUCUUCUAUGUUUCACUACAAAAUGAAUAAUAACAUGUAAAAUGUAUGUCCAUUUAUCAACAAGACAUUUUUAGCUUUUAGAUUUUAUGUUUGGCAUGUUGCAUCCAAUCAAGUCUCUGUUCUAUAGAAUGGAGAAUAUGAGUAUUGCAUAUUUUUAAUCAAUGCCUUUCUGUUAUACUGAAAUUUAUGAUUUGGGAGGCCAUGCUAUUUGGGAAGUGAGGUCAACUUCCCAAAACAUGCUAGUAUGCAACUAUAACUCUAGGAGCUGACACAUGUGAUGCAAACUCAAAUCUCAACUGCGUUAACUACAAAGCUGCAAAGAAUCAUCUCUUUUGUGUGAUCAUUCCAACUCAAUUGGUGAGUCCAUUAUCCGGAUUUCAGUUUGGAACUGCAAUGGUGUACUGGAUUAGAGAUUCAUUGCUUCCCAGGAUAUAUUUAUAUGGGUGAUGGCUCAUCUUUGGUCUCUUGUUUCCAUGUAUGCUGGUCUAAAUGCUUUGACAGUGUUGGAAACUAGAAUUUUCUUUUAUUGCCAUCUUUACUCGCUCCUAGUUCUUUUACCAUAUUUUGGACAAAAUGUAGUGCACUGUGACCUGUUUUUCUCAUGGCUUAGAAGCGGCUAUGACCACCAAUCAAUCUAAUUAAGCUUAUGGAUAUUAUUAGCAAAUUAAAUGUUAGAGACCAAUUGUUGACAUGUUGGUUUUGCUUUCUUCUUGCUCUUUUCCUUUUUGUAUAUGUGAAUCUCUUUCUUAAUAUGUCUGGUGCUUUGUUAAUCUCGCACUCUGGGUUGAUUGGCUAUGUUCUUUCAUGAUCUCUUCUUUGUCACAUUUGGCAGCCAGAAAUGCAGUUUUGAACCUUCCUAAGAGUACAAGUCCUUCUUACAAACAUGAGUUGUUGGUCUAACUCAAUCCUACAGUGUUCUGUUUAAUUUGAAAAGUUUAAUUUGGAAAGAGUAACUUACUCAUAUGGUUGGUGCAGGAUUAGAAUAAUGUAUAACUACUUCAAUAAGAAGUCUAGAAGAAGGCUCCUCUUACUGGAGAUGAUGUUUAUGAAACAAUAACAGAGGAUAUUUAUAUGGGUGGUGGCUCAUCUUUGGUCUCUUCUUUCAAUGUAUGCUGGUUUAAUUGCUUUGACAGUGUUGGAAACUAAAAUUUUCUUUGAUUGUAAUCUUUACUCACUCCUAGUUCUUGUACCAUACUUUUUACAAUCCUUAGAAUUUCAGGGUAGGAUUUUUUGCUUUGCUGAUCAGAUAAGUUUUGAGGAAAAAGGAGGACAAAAUGUACUACACUGUGACCCGUUCUUCUCUUGGCUUAGAAAGUCGGUGUUGGCAUCUUGUUGGUUGAUGAGUUAGCUGCAUAGACUUAUGUAUUGCCACUGCUAUGACUACCAAUCAAUCUAAUUAAGCUUA
Rubroshorea leprosula is the source of this 1677-nucleotide messenger RNA. The record is from the annotation of a GenBank genome assembly. NCBI's taxonomy places the organism in Eukaryota, Viridiplantae, Streptophyta, Magnoliopsida, Malvales, Dipterocarpaceae.